Daucus carota subsp. sativus is the source of this 846-nucleotide messenger RNA. RefSeq names its product G-type lectin S-receptor-like serine/threonine-protein kinase At4g27290. The transcript is spliced from 2 exons. The coding region runs from base 1 to 846 and encodes 281 amino acids. The record is from RefSeq and is a predicted model, not a curated record. Lineage: Eukaryota; Viridiplantae; Streptophyta; Magnoliopsida; Apiales; Apiaceae.
AUGGAUUUGACAUUAUGUUCAUCUUCUUCUGACCCUCUGCAAGUAAAUCGAUAUCUGGGUAUCUGGUACAAGAGUAUUUCCAACGGGACAGUUGUAUGGAUUGCUAACAGGGAUACUCCUGUCAUUAAUGCUCUAGGCGUCGUAAGAGUCCAUGACAAGGUAAUUAUAUUUGAAACAGAUGAUGGGAUAAUAUGGACUUCAAAUACGUCCAUAUCAAUAAAAAAUCCGGUUGCACAACUAUUGGAUUCAGGGAAUUUGGUUGUGAGGGAGGAUAAAAAUGAUAUCAACAAUGCAGGAAAUUUUAUUUGGCAGAGUUUUGAUCAUCCUGUAGAUACUAUGCUUCCUAGCAUGAAGGUUGGAUUAAACUUGGUAACGGGCUUAGAGAAUUACGUUACAUCAUGGAAAAAUGUUGAUGAUCCAUCCACAGGAAGUUUUAGUAACCGUAUUAAUCCUAAUGGUUUUCCACAGUUUUUCAUAUCGAAAGGUUCAGCAAAAUGGUUUAGGACUGGACCAUGGGUUGGUAGCCAGUACAUUGGGUAUCCGAAGAGUAAUCCAAAUGGCAUAUAUAAAGACAGAUUUGUUUUCAAUAAGAAGCAAAUUUAUUAUGAGUUUGAUCUUGUCACUAAAACUUCUGCUGUUAUAAGGUUCAAGAACUUGAAAUUCAGUACAGAAGGUGUUGCCUUGAAAAAUAUUGAGAGCGAAGAGUGGGAGUUGCCACAAAUGGACUUUAAAAGAAUUGUAAAAGCCACAGAUAAUUUCUCCCAGGACAACAAGCUUGGAGAGGGUGGAAAGAUGGCCCGUAAUAACCAAAAUAUGAAAAGUAAGGCCCAGAUUACCUCAAUUUGA